Molecule: messenger RNA, 1272 nt
Organism: Grosmannia clavigera kw1407
Lineage: Eukaryota; Fungi; Ascomycota; Sordariomycetes; Ophiostomatales; Ophiostomataceae
Product: cyclin-like protein
Exons: 1
Coding region: 1-1272 (423 amino acids)
Biological process (GO): regulation of transcription by RNA polymerase II; regulation of cyclin-dependent protein serine/threonine kinase activity
Cellular component (GO): transcription factor TFIIK complex; nucleus
Molecular function (GO): cyclin-dependent protein serine/threonine kinase regulator activity
Source: RefSeq, a predicted model, not a curated record
AUGGCCUCCGAGGACGCCAUCUACCGCGAGUCAUCGCAGUUCCGCCUCUGGUCCUUUUCGCCGGGCCAGCUGGCCGACCUGCGGGCGCAGACCAACGCGCUGGCCGUGUCGACGAUCCGCGAAGCCCGGCAGCGCGGCCUCGAAGCGACACCGACAUCGACGCAGACACAGACGCAGCCACCCUCCGAUGACCCUCCCGCUCUGACGCCCGCCGAGGAGCGCCUCCUGCUCGACUUUUACACCGUCGAGCUGCUGCGGGCCGGCAAGUUCACGGAGCAGCCGACAGACGUGCAGGCCACCGCGGCCAUCUUCUUCCGGCGCUUCUACGUGACGCACAGCCUGAUGACAUAUCCGCCUGCGGCGCUCUACAAGACUGCCCUCUUCUUCGGCGCCAAGGCCGAGGGCUACUACCACAAGCUCGACGGGUUCGCCCAAAAGUUCCCGCACACCACCGCGGCCGACGUGCUCGCCGGCGAGUUUCUCCUCUGCCAGGGCAUUCGCUUCGCCUUUGACGUCCGCCACCCGUUCCGCGCGCUCGAGGGCGCUGUCAUGGAACUGCGGCGGCUCGCCGACGUCGAUGCUCUGACGGCUGCACCGGCCGACUCGGCUGACUCAGCUGACUCAGCUGACUCAGCACCAGCAUCAUCAAUACCACCGACAUCGUCAACACUGUCCGACACCCGCAUCUCGGCCGCCCAUCGCCGCGCCCGCGAGAUCCUCAAGUUCAGUCCCCUCAUCACCGACGCCUACUUCCACUUCACGCCCUCCCAGAUCAUGCUCGCCGCCCUCCGCCUCGCUGACCGCCCGCUCGCCGACCGCCUCGUCGCCGAAUCCUUCCGGCGACCCUCCCCCGCUGCCACGUCAAAAAAGUCCAAAAAGAACGGCGAGGCUGAGUGGGAGCGCAUCACCGGCUCGGCCGUUUGUCGGCGCGUUGAUGAAGCCCUCGCUGACUGCCAGGCCCUGCUCGCCGCCGAGCCGCCUGAGCGCCUGUCCGACUACUGGGGCCAGCCCGUGUCCAACAACCUCAUCAAGCCGCUGCUCAAGAAGCUCAAGGCCUGCCAUGACCCCGAUCGCUGGGACCUCGUCGCCCUGCAGCAGGCCAAGCGUGAGGGCGCCGUCAAGGCCUACCACCACAACGCCCUCCCCGAGGACGCCUCCGUCUUCGGAAAGUCCCUCGCCGCCGUCUCGGCCACACCUGACCCUGGCCUUCAUGAAGCCAAGCGACGAAAGGUCGCCAAGGCCCUGGAUGAUCCUUUUGGGCCGCCGCUGUAA